Sabethes cyaneus is the source of this 2580-nucleotide messenger RNA. RefSeq names its product type 1 phosphatidylinositol 4,5-bisphosphate 4-phosphatase. Gene Ontology annotation, biological process: phosphatidylinositol dephosphorylation. Gene Ontology annotation, molecular function: phosphatidylinositol-4,5-bisphosphate 4-phosphatase activity. The transcript is spliced from 5 exons. Gene Ontology annotation, cellular component: lysosomal membrane; plasma membrane; phagocytic vesicle membrane. The record is from RefSeq and is a predicted model, not a curated record. NCBI's taxonomy places the organism in Eukaryota, Metazoa, Arthropoda, Insecta, Diptera, Culicidae. Bases 524 to 1270 code for a protein of 248 amino acids.
UCUCUUCAUAGCUUACGUUGUGCUGCAAUAAAAAUAUAAGCGGCUGCGAAGAAUACACGGUGUGUCGUUUGUCGAACAACUGUAUAUCGCGUCCGUGUCUGCUCUCUUUGCGCUGCCCUGUUGUAUUACAUACGUCGGCAUCGAGCACGAAGUGCAAAGAAGCUGAGGUAAACGCCUGUGCCUGUGUUGUAGACUAAAAGCAGUUUUUUUUAAUAUGGAGGUGAAGUUUUGUACAGUCAUUUUCAUUACUCGCUAAAAGUAAAUUUGAUUGUGGAAAAGCGGCUUAGAAAGUGUGCUGGCAUACAAACAAGGUGCUAGUCCAGUUCUUCGAAGUAUCCCGUUGACAAAUUUCGAGAUAUUCUUAAAAAUCGUAGAUUUUUCUCCACCCAAAUGUCAAAGUGAGAAAAAUUUAUACGCCAAAGCCUUUGCUAGCGAGUGAUAACAUUAUUUAGGUAAUACAACUGCGUGGAUUAUAAGUAGUAGCGUAUUGCUGAUUAGUUCUUGCCGUGGAAUAUAAUCUACAAUGGACGGAGACUCGGAAAAGCAACCGCUGCUGAAGCAAUCGUCUCAAUCCGGACAACCGGAUUCCGGAUCGGAACAACCAUCGCAGGCGAUCGUUACCGCUUCGUCUAUCGGACCGGACGAGGUACCUCCGUCGUACCAGCAGGAGCAGCAGAAUAGCGUCAUUGUAACUUGCCGCGUCUGUCAGGCCUUGAUAGACAUUUCUUGGAAGAAGGAACAGCACGUUGUUAAGUGCGUGCAGUGCAAUGAGGCUACGCCUAUUCGGAAUGCACCGCCGGGCAAGAAAUAUGUCCGUUGCCCGUGCAACUGCUUGCUUAUCUGCAAGAGUUCUUCCCAGCGGGUAGCCUGUCCCAGGCCCAAUUGCAAGCGGAUCAUCAAUUUGGCGCCAAGUCCGGUAACGCCACCUUUACUCACCAUGCCGGGCAUGUGCCGUGUUACGUGCGGUCAUUGUCAUGAUACGUUCUUGUUCGACACGUUGAAGAAUAACUUGGCUAGAUGUCCUCAUUGCCGUAAGGUUUCUUCGGUUGGUGCAGAUUUCUGCCGCAAGCGGCGCAACCUACUAUUUCUCGGUGGUUUGAUUUUCCUCGUGAUUGGUAUCGCUGUAACCUAUGGAACAAUGUCCUACGCUAAGAACCACAGUGGCAUUUUCAUCGCCUACAUAAGCCUAUUCUUGAUCGCGCUACUACUUUUUGCCAAGACGAUAUACUACUGUACACUGAAAGUUAGUAACGUGGAAGGGCCGAUUUAAGCUUGAUCAAAUCUAGCAGUUAAAAUUAAUCGGGCAGUAAAUUCGCUGUCUGCGCCUGUGUCCCUCUAAUUUUCAUAGUUAUGUGUAGUAUCUCUCAUCGAAAAACAUUGCAUGAAGGCUGGAUCUUGCAAGAUAUCCCAAAACUCUAUCACAUUCCCAGAAAAAAAUCAUUUGCUUCAGUUUGGCUGCUUGUUAGGAAUAUUUUGGUUUUGCUGAAAACAGGCCGAUUAGCUGGGUUUGUAAGCACAGAAAUAAGCAAUUGAUUUGUGUAUCAGUAACCUUCAAGGCCAUAUAAUGUAUUACAAAAACUCGCAGCAAUUUGAUCAAGGUAGACGACGUGCUGCUAGGAAACUUCGGGAAACUACGCAGAGGAAAGCGAUUUAGGGUUCUAGGUAUAAGCUAUAUUACGAUACCGUGGAUAUAUGCGAAACAUAUGCUUUACCCAUUUAUAUAUUAUAUUCAUUUGUAGUUUUAAAAUUUUACAAAUCAAAGUUACUUUGCUUGAAUUGAAAACAUGUAUAAACAGUUCAAAAAAGUAAAGCAAAAGUGAUGAUUCUUUUCUGUGUUCUAGGUUUUUUGUGUAGGUAUUAAAUUAUAGUAGAUUGGAUUGUGAAAUCAACUCAAAUAUAACAGGCUAGAUUGGCAAAUCAUUGCAGAAAAUGAUGAAUGCACUGCGAUAUUGCUAAAACAAUUAAGUUCAAAAGUACGGUUCAAACAAUCAUUUGCAUCAAAUUAAAUGCAUUAACCGAAGGAAAAGUUUACAUAUAAAACAGCAUAUAUAACAGCAUUAUCAUUACUCUAUACAUAUUUGUAAUAUUAGUAUCUCUGAAACAAGCAAUUAAAAAUUCAGAAUACUUCAAGUUUUUUGCACAGGCAGGACAGUGAAAGAAAGAAUUUGUAUAAUAAAUAAAACAUGUUGUUGUAAAACAGAUCUGACUCGAUGAAAUUAAACGAGUAAGAACAGGUAAAAUUAGAUUGGAUAUUCAAAAACAAUCGAACAAUAGCAUGAAACUUCACAAUUGACUCUAUCGAACCUAUAAAUGAAAUCACCAGCCUCGAAAAAAAUUUCUCUCUCCGUAAAAUUAUUUAAUUUUUUUCCUGAAGUUACGUUCUACAUAAAACGGUUUGCUCGACGGGAUGUCAACGUUAUAGAAUUCAAACGCAUGAAAGCAUAGAAACACAAUAACGCUGUAAAGAAAAAUCUAAAACCAAAAGUUUGAAACGGUUCUGGAACCAUUAUAAUUAAUCCAACAAUAUACACUACAUCUAUUAAUUAAACAUUACAGAAAAGAAUAAAAAUAAACGUUAGA